Sinocyclocheilus grahami is the source of this 1524-nucleotide messenger RNA. RefSeq names its product ARF GTPase 2b (gene arf2b). Gene Ontology annotation, molecular function: GTP binding; GTPase activity. The record is from RefSeq and is a predicted model, not a curated record. Lineage: Eukaryota; Metazoa; Chordata; Actinopteri; Cypriniformes; Cyprinidae. The transcript is spliced from 5 exons. Bases 105 to 650 code for a protein of 181 amino acids.
AAGCCGGUGCGUUGAGUUGUAAUAUACGCCAUUUUGCAGUGACAGCGGUGCGCUCAAGCAGUGGAGACAGAAAGCUCGAGAAGUCCCGGUUUAGAGUGUAAAGCAUGGGGAAUGUCUUUGCAAGCCUGUUUAAGGGUUUGUUCGGGAAGAAGGAGAUGAGAAUUCUCAUGGUCGGUCUUGAUGCCGCCGGUAAAACCACCAUCCUGUACAAACUCAAGCUGGGAGAAAUAGUUACCACCAUUCCCACUAUCGGUUUUAAUGUAGAGACGGUAGAGUAUAAGAAUAUCAGUUUCACAGUUUGGGAUGUUGGUGGCCAAGACAAAAUCAGACCACUUUGGAGGCACUACUUCCAGAACACUCAAGGUCUGAUCUUCGUAGUGGAUAGCAAUGACAGGGAACGAGUUAAUGAAGCCAGAGAGGAGUUGACGAGAAUGUUAGCAGAAGACGAGUUGCGUGAUGCUGUCCUUCUCGUUUUUGCAAACAAACAGGACCUUCCCAAUGCCAUGAACGCAGCUGAGAUCACAGACAAACUGGGCCUUCAUGCCCUCCGUCAUCGUAACUGGUACAUCCAGGCCACCUGCGCCACCAGCGGAGACGGGCUCUACGAGGGGCUGGACUGGCUCUCCAAUCAGCUAAAAAAUCAGAAAUGAGCUCGUCUACCGCCUCCAAAUCUGUGUGCGUGUUGUCGUACGAAAGGGUAGGUGUGCGUGAUGUGUGCGUGUGUCUGAGAGAGCGAGACACACACAGCUACAGUACUGACCCAGACUUAGACUGAACUCAGUAUCCCAUGUUCCCCUCUUUCAUUUAGGUUUGGGCGUUGCUGAUUCAGACUGUGUUUGUGUGUGUGCAUGUGUGCAUAGUUUAUCUUUAUUAUGCACUUUAGCAAGAAUGUAUAAUUUCUGUGUGUUCAUGUGUGUAUGAAGGCUUCUGUCUGUUUGCUCGAUUUGGGAAUGACCCUGGCGUGCCUUUUAUACACACACAUCUCCUCUUAUCGUUCCACCUCACAAACUGUAAUACGACUCAUUGUUUUUUUUUUUGCUCCAUACUGCACCACGCGUGGUUUUCACAUGGCGAAGAAAGAACCAAGGUUGUCGUAAUGAACCUGCAAUAACCUAGUAUCCCAGUAUUACAGGCCUGCUGAAUAUACAACCCAUACACUUUCCAUAUAGCAUUUUAAAUUGAGAUUAAAAACAUGCCUUUAGGAACCUGUAUCUUUAGGAAAAACUGUGUUGUAACCUGUAUCAGGUCAGGAUCAAUUCGCUCAGAUUUCCACCGAAGCACCACUAUCCUUGAUUGUUCUUUUGAGUCAUUUGAAAAUCAGUUUUAUUUUCGGCUCUUUGGCUCCAUGUUUUAAUUUGUGUCCGAAUGUGGGUAGUGGAGUCGUGGGCAGAUCUCUGGUUUCCUGCUGUACACUACCUGUUUCCAGCCGCCACACAUACCCCAAGCACAAUCACAGACUGCUGAACAUUCCCCCUACCACCAAAUUGUUGGAUUUGAUUUGAAUUAAAAACAUCAUAUAUUAAA